CUAUCUCACUCUGACAUUAGCUACUGUACUCUCAUCCACAGCCUUCAUUCCAACCUUCCUCAUCCUACCUUCAAUCCAUUCUUGCUGAUGAACACAGCCGUGAAACCCCUCCUCUCAUACAAUGAAGCCUUGCGAAUUCCCCGGCAAAGAUCCUUGGAAUGAAAUCUGCAAUAAGCUUCGUCGAGUUCGUGCAGUUUACAAGCAGGAAUCGCAAUCGCCACAGCAUGAGCCUACUAGGAAGGCCGAAUCAUCGACUGCUUCAAAGCCGACAAGGCUGACACGAAUCAACAACAUCGUGUCUUGUGCUGCGUCCAGAUUCACAUCAUUUCAGAGUCACGACUACCCGCCUCCCAGCCCUCGUGAUCACCUUUCGAAGAAUGCAACUUAUCCGGCGGAAGCAAAGCACCGCAAGUAUUGGUCGCUUCUGCCUCACCAGAUCUCAACAACUGAAGCCAAGCAAUGCCCCCAGUCACACGUCAGCAACACUCCAACGGCACUAAAUCCCAUGAGCGCUUCCGAGCGGCGAAUGCUGUCGAUGCUGGAAAGUCGACUUAUCCAACAGCUCCGCUGCCUAGCCACGACGCCGACCGAUCGCUACGACGAGUUAGUCCUCCUAGGCCGGAAUGCAGUGUGGAUGAGCGAAGACGAUGUCAGGAUCCUGCAAGACAUUGCAGCGUUGACGAUGCAUUUGACCCGAGAGCAGAAGGUGACGGUGCUGAGCGAUCUGCACGCUCUUCUGGAACCGGAAUAUCGAUAUGCUCUGCGACAAGUCGUCAUGCAUGGGGUUCAGAUCGUUCGACUGGGGUUAGACGACGUUCACACGGAGGAGGCUGGGAGUCCGAUGGGUGUAGACCACGACGAGGCUGAACUGGUACCUGAUGCAAUGCAAUACGAAGCGCUUGACGAUCUCUACCCGAAACCACUGCGAAUACGACGGAGCCCACCAUCUAGGGAGGAGAAUCCAGAACAUGAGGUCGACGAUCCGGAGCCAACAAACUCAAGCCAACAAUCCAUCCACAUUCAUCCGAUCCCACGUAGAGGCGAAAGCCAAAGAAAAGGAAGUGUCUCCCGAGCCCGCGCAGCGCUGAUGGACAGCGCUUUGACAUCCCACUUCUCCCAUCGAGCCGGCGACCCGCGCAAUGCGAUUGGAAAUCACGGGCCUUAUCCGCAACUCAGCUUAUCUGGCCCAUCUAGCUCUUGUGCUAUCACGAAUAAACCACUCCCGCCACUGCCGGAAGAAGAGUUUAGGCUGUCGGACAGUGAGCGAUGGAGUUCGAUGUCUUUCGCCGAGCAGUUAGCGGCGUCUGUCAAGCCAUCGCCGGCUCGUAAGAUCGCUUUCGCUGAUUGUACUGAGCGGCCGACGUCCAUCACGCCAGUUCUCGAGAGGCACUCGAGAAUGCGAGGAGGUACAGAUGAGGGAUCGGCACAGACUUGGCCUUGGUACCAUGGUUGAUCUGGGCGCUCCUAUUCCGUGGGCGAAACAAAAUACGUUACGAGCUACAU
This is a messenger RNA of Neohortaea acidophila, 1503 nucleotides long. RefSeq lists its product as uncharacterized. The coding region runs from base 122 to 1453 and encodes 443 amino acids. The transcript has a single exon. The record is from RefSeq and is a predicted model, not a curated record. NCBI's taxonomy places the organism in Eukaryota, Fungi, Ascomycota, Dothideomycetes, Mycosphaerellales, Teratosphaeriaceae.